This is a messenger RNA of Manduca sexta (tobacco hornworm), 2153 nucleotides long. RefSeq lists its product as uncharacterized. Lineage: Eukaryota; Metazoa; Arthropoda; Insecta; Lepidoptera; Sphingidae. The record is from RefSeq and is a predicted model, not a curated record. The transcript is spliced from 3 exons. Bases 765 to 1400 code for a protein of 211 amino acids.
AAUUUCUAGGUACUCGAGUACACAAUGAAAAUAUUCUUACACAUAUGGCUACUAAAUUGGUGGUACAAAUUUUGACGACCUAGCCAAUACUAGCAUGCAAGUAUAACAUUAAUAGCUAACAGACGUAAUACUACCAAUUUUGCGUGCUUUAAGACAUGUAUUCAUCUAUCACAAACUCAAGAGCGUUGAUCGGAUUAAACUCCAAAAAUCAAACGUAGAGCAGACAACUUAUCUCUAAAUCAUAAUCCAGUUAAAAAAGUCGCUAAUACCAAAGGAUUAACUAUAAAAAUACUUGAAAUGACAGUGGAGCGGCGAGGAACACGACAGGUCACGCAAUCGAUAACGAUAACAAUGAUAAGGCACUACCAGAGUACAGACAAAGGAAAGUUAAGGAAAAUCACUGAUAACAUCCCCUCAAGAGCGGGAUUGUGAUAAACAUGCCAAGGAUUAUAAGGUUAUUCAGCAUUGUGAAGUAAAAUGCACAACAGAUAAGAUAUGAAUUAAUAACAUCUAGGUUUUUACCCUAUUCUAUAUUUAAUUAUAUUUACGGUAAGUACGUCCCUCGUUGCACUCGUUGCGUCGCGCAAACCUGACCUGAGAAGCUCUCUAUAAGAAUUUUGAAGGCGAGUGGAAAUAAUGUAAUCCAAGAACAAUGAAACGAUAACUGCAACAAGAAAAAGAUUGAGCCACACCUGUAGUACAAAGUACUAGUUUCACAAAAAGUGUACGACUGUAAUCAGCUUCAUGGAAAAAAUUAAAUAGCAAUGGAUUUUGUGUUGAUAUUCUACGCACAAAUAAUCUUACUUCUCUUAGAAACAACGUCAUCGCAAUACGAGUACCAGAGCGUACAAACCGCAUACUACCAAAAUCCGUAUCAAAACAUUUAUCAAAACAAUUAUCCGAUGGACGGAUUUGAAACAAAUAAUGAUUACGAAGAACCAGAGAAUUACAGACGCUCUAGAAAACACAAGCGCAAACGUUACGGCAGCAGCGGCGGCAGAUUACCUUUACUAGAAGACAGUAACGAGGAAUCUGAGGAGUGCACGUGCUCCUGCAACAGUUGCGCGAACAUCAAGCCUUGUUGCAAAGACGCUUGCAACUGCAACACUCAGAGCCAACCAAACGUUGUCAUCAUGCCGUAUCUUUACCCGCUGGUUGUAACUCAAAAGGUUGUAACUCAAACUACAAGCACAACUACGACGACUACGACCACCCCGAAGCCAAUUCGAGUACAAGAGACGAAUAUUCACUUAGACAAUAGACGAAUAAGCCGUAGACGGACCAAGCCUGUCUGGUUGCCAAAAUAUGGCAUAGUCCCGCUACCAGAUCAUCUGGCUGAGAGAUUGAUGUCAAAGCUGCGCGAAGUAAAAGGGCUAAAAGCGGAGCGAAGAAAGAGAUAAAUGCUUUUCUAUCAUGUAUUCUUACUUUAAUAAUAUUAUAAAUGCAAAAGUAUGUGAAAGAUUUUGGAUGUUUGUUAAAAGUAAACAGAGAAGUAACUAAAUACAUUUCAGUGGAAUUUGGCACAUGAAUGGAUCACCUGGAUUACCAUAUAGACUACUUUUCUCUCAAUAAUUUACUUCCACGGAAAUUGAAUUUUAUAAUCUGAUUUCUUGAAUAGACGGCGCUAUCGUCCUGCAGAUCGCUCCAUGGAUAGCUGUGUUUUAGGGACUUUUGAAGCAGAAAAGGCUUUUUACGCCGUCGAAGCCACGAACAAGACCUAGAAAGUUAUAUUUUUAUAACAGUUAAAAAAUACCAUAUAUCGUGUAAUUCUCCAUAUUGUAUUCAACGUUCCAUAAUAUUCGAUUUUAACAGAAAGGUUUAGGAUUCGAGCUCUUGUAAUUAAAUUAAAAAUAUCAUAGGCGUGUUUCUGACUAAUAUUAUUAUUGUGGUGAGAAAUUCAAUAGUGCUAUCUAUUUUCUUAAUGUAGAGAGCAAUGGACUAUCUCUAUAAACAUGUCUUCUUCAUUGCCUUUGACAUAAUUCUUAUAUACAUGUUUGUUACAUUUAAAGCACCUGCUUUUUUGAACGAGAACUAUUCACAAUAAUAAUACGGCAUGAAUACAAUUUCUUCUGAAAUGCUGAGGUUAUUCCGAGAUGUGAUUCAUCUUUUAACCCAUUUACUGAUAAUCCAGGUCUGAUCGUAGUGCUCAUCGG